GGUAGGUGGUUGAGUCACCAUCCCUGGAGGUGUUUAAAAGACGGGUAGAUGAGGUGCUUAGGUUUAGUGUCUAGGUACGGCUGGACUCGAGGAUCUCGAAGGUCUUUUCCCACCUAGCUGAUACAGCGUGCUAGAGCCCGGCGGCGGAAGGCGAGGACUACAACUCCCAGAAACCCUCGCGACCAGGGUAGCUCUCGCUCGUCUGCGCAAUUCGGGCCCCUCCCGCCUGGCCUCAAGAGUCAUCAAUGUGAUCAAGACAUAUAUUUGAAAGUUGGGGAACUAGUGGAAGACUAGCAACUUUUUGAAGAUACAACCCUUGUCAUACUUUCCUUUUGCAUAUCUGGAAAUUAAUAAAGAAAAGCCACACCAUCAAAAUGCAUCGGAGUCUAUUACAUGCUGCGUGUCAUCUGGCACAUGGGACAUGUCUGGUUUUUCCUCGCACUAGUAUCUUUAAAGGACAAUCUGUGUUGUCUAAUGUUGGAUGCAAAGUAAUUUUGGCACUGGACCCUUCUAAGCGGUGUCUUCAUGCAGGUGCAGCAUGUUUUUCUUCAAAGAAAAGUGCUUUUUCAUCAAAGCCAGCAGAUACUCUUCACAAAGUACCAGGAGAAAGUAAUCCUUUGACUUCAGCCACUGAUACACCCAAGCAGAGCCCUGUACAAUCAGAUUCUUCAGAUCCUGAUCCAUUACAAGACAAAUCAAUUGGUCUCGUUCAGAGAUUCAAGAAAACGUUUAAACAGUACGGAAAAGUCAUGAUUCCAGUGCAUCUUGUGACUUCCACUGUGUGGUUUGGAUCUUUCUACUAUGCAGCCAUGAAGGGAGUGAACGUUAUUCCAUUCCUAGAGUUGAUUGGUUUACCAGACAGCAUAGUAAACAUUCUGAAAAAUUCUCAGAGCGGAAAUGCACUAACUGCGUAUGCAUUGUAUAAAAUUGCAACACCUGCCAGAUACACUGUGACUUUGGGAGGAACAUCCAUCACUGUUAAAUAUCUACGUAAGACUGGCUACAUGUCCACACCACCACCAGUGAAGGAAUAUCUACAAGACAGGAUGGAGGAAACAAAGGAUAAAAUUACAGAGAAGAUGGAGGAAACAAAGGAUAAAAUUACAGAAAAGAUGGAGGAAACAAAGGAUAAAAUUACAGAGAAGAUACAGGAAACCAAAGAUAAAGUUGCAUUUAAAAAAAUAAAGGACUAGUGGGGAUGGUUAAUUUUUUGAUAUAUCAAAAGCACUUUAACUCUUUGUGAGGCAGGAGAUACGAAGUGCACUUCUGAACUUUUUUCUUUCUUUUUUUCCCUCUUGUCUGGAGACUACAGUUGCUUUGUGGAUUUAAGAAUUCAUUAUCUUCAUCAAGGUUAAAAUUCCCUGGAGAAGAGUAGUUGUGACAAAAUUUCUGUUUACAGAAGGAAAAUCGAGUCUCAAAUUAGAACUUCAUGUGUCCAGUGGUAUUAACACUUAAGUCUUCGCUCUCCCUCCACCCAAAAUGAAGAUUGUUUCUUCCAAAAGCCACUGCUUUAUUCUUCUUCCAAGUUAGUGCACAACCAUUAUUCCAUUAGACUGAAUUCCAUUUAAAUGAGAACGAAGAUUUUUUUCUGCUCAGAAAGGCAACGUAUUUUGUUCUUCGGAAUACGUGGACCCAGGCCACUACAGUUGUGAUCCUCUCCCAAUUUGGAGAAAGACCUUUGUCAUUGAUACUGCACAUGAAGGAAUCGAUGGAUUUGCUACUCAGUCUGAUUGAAUUGAAAUGGCUGCGUUGACUUCAAAUGAGCUGCAACAGUUUGCAGGUUGAGACUAUGAAUCUUUCUUGGACAUUGUAUCUUUCCAGAAAUCUCAACUGAAAGCUCAAGAAAGAUGAGUUGAUCACUGUCAAGUAUACUUCUUUCCUAAAGUUGAUUUACAGUAGAAAGAAAGUUAUUAAAUAAUAUUAAUCUAUAAUUGUAUAUUAAAAACUGGGGGUGGGGGUAUUAUGUUAAAGUUUAUAAAAUUGUUUAUUUCAUUUCCAGAACAAAAAAGUCUGAAAGAGAUGUUUACUUGCAAAAUUAGUAUCUAAGGGGCUUUUUAAAUACAUAUGAAGUCAGAGUUAAACGCAAAAAUUCCUCUUAUUCAGGAAACCCUCAGACAUCAGUGGAACAAUUUAACUAAAACAAGCAUAAUUUCUGAGACGGUGAUCACAGUCUACCGAACCUUUUUUCCCUAAGUUUUCUUGGGUUAAGCAAAUACUUAUUCAUAGCUGAAGGCUGAAAUGUUGUCUCAGGUGUCAGAAAGGACUAAUGCUGAAACCGUUUGAUUUGACUGGUCAGGCAAACCUCUCGUGGGUUUAUUCUAAUGUAGGCUAAAUUGAAGGGGUAUUUUCCUAUUUCUUUUGCAGCCUUCACUUUGUAGCAAUACUCUGCAUGUAUAUCUUGUUUAAGAAAGGGGAGGGAUUUUGCAGGGUUGUAAGGGGAAGCAACAGAGUUGGACCCUGAGCAUUGCAAUUGACUAGAUCAAAAGAAUAUAGUUGAUUAAGUACCAGCUCUGCCCCACUCUUAUGUUUUCAGUCAAGUCACUGAGGGCCUCUCCAUGUUUGAGUGAGUUGAACUUCAUUCACUUAAUUGUGCAGGAUUGAUUGCAUACUUCUAUGCCUCUGUCCACGUCAGAUAGUAACUGCAAUCUAAUGCCUACCUCACAGGGAUGUUGUGAGGAAUAAUCAUUGUAUAUUUGGUGCCCUGAAGAUGUAAAGUGCCAUGUUUCUGAUAAAUAUUAUUUAAAAAAAUUUAAAAAAUAAUUCUGUGAUCUGUUGUGCUGCUGACAUGAGUGCUACUGUAUGAUUGGAGUUUAUUAAUAGAGUCUUUUUUUUCUUUCUUUCUAUUUUAGUGUACUUGUCCCUGUUGUCCCCAUGCAUGAAUUUUCUGAUGUUGGCAUUUGUUCCAGUUUCCCAUUUUUGCAGGUAGUUUUCCAUUUUGCAGUAGUGUUGUCUCUGUCCUGCAGCACCCUGCAGAGCCUCAGGCCUGUCCCUGUCGUGUCCAGACACACACCCAGAAGGGGC
Molecule: messenger RNA, 3021 nt
Organism: Cuculus canorus (common cuckoo)
Lineage: Eukaryota; Metazoa; Chordata; Aves; Cuculiformes; Cuculidae
Gene: MIMS1
Product: family with sequence similarity 210 member A
Exons: 5
Coding region: 375-1193 (272 amino acids)
Cellular component (GO): mitochondrion
Source: RefSeq, a predicted model, not a curated record